Catharus ustulatus (Swainson's thrush) is the source of this 4525-nucleotide messenger RNA. It is a transcript of the gene SUPT20H, whose product is annotated as SPT20 homolog, SAGA complex component. Gene Ontology annotation, cellular component: SAGA complex. The transcript has 23 exons. Gene Ontology annotation, biological process: regulation of transcription by RNA polymerase II. Lineage: Eukaryota; Metazoa; Chordata; Aves; Passeriformes; Turdidae. Bases 143 to 2413 code for a protein of 756 amino acids. The record is from RefSeq and is a predicted model, not a curated record. Gene Ontology annotation, molecular function: transcription coregulator activity.
GGGGCGGAAGCGGCCGGGCGGCGGGGCCGCUGUGCCGGGGGCUCCGCGGGACAGGCCGCCAGUACCCCAAGUGUGACCGUCAAAUAUGAUUCUUUGCCUGCUACACGAAACUCCUUAAGUACUUCUUUUGCCAUUUGGCCACAUGGCUUCAACUACAAUGGUUGUACCACACAAUAGCAUGCAACAAGCUUUAGAACUGGCAUUGGAUCGUGCUGAGUAUAUCAUUGAAAGUGCCCGCCAGAGACCUCCCAAAAGAAAAUAUUUAUCCAGUGGAAGAAAAUCUGUAUUUCAAAAACUUUAUGAUUUAUAUAUUGAAGAAUGUGAAAAAGAGCCUGAGAUAAAGCAGAAGCUGAGACGAAAUGUGAACUUACUUGAGAAGCUGGUUAUGCAGGAGACGUUGUCAUGUCUGGUGGUAAACCUCUAUCCAGGAAAUGAGGGUUAUUCACUGAUGCUCAGGGGAAAAAAUGGUUCAGAUUCUGAGACCAUUCGUCUGCCUUAUGAGGAAGGAGAGCUGCUUGAAUAUUUGGAUGCAGAGGAACUACCACCUAUUUUGGUUGAUCUUUUGGAAAAAUCUCAGGUUAAUAUUUUCCAUUGUGGAUGUGUCAUAGCAGAAAUACGUGACUAUAGGCAGUCCGGUAACAUGAAAUCUCCAACAUACCAAAGCAAGCACAUUCUUUUGCGACCUACAAUGCAGACUUUAAUUUGUGAUGUGCAUUCUAUAACAAGUGACAAUCACAAAUGGACACAGGAGGACAAACUCCUACUUGAGAGCCAGCUUAUUUUGGCUACGGCGGAGCCUUUGUGUCUUGAUCCUUCAAUAGCAGUGACCUGUACUACAAACAGACUCCUGUACAACAAGCAGAAGAUGAACACUCGCCCCAUGAAACGGUGCUUCAAAAGGUACUCAAGGUCCUCUCUGAACAGACAACAAGAGGUAGCUCACUACUCAACUCCACCUCAGCUCAGACUACUUGACUACUUACAGAAAAGGAAGGAGAGGAAAGCAGCGCAGCAGUAUGACCUCAAAAUUUCAAAAGCUGGAAAUUGCGUAGAUAUGUGGAAACAGAACCCUUGCUACUUGACUGCUCCAUCUGAAGUAGAUGUGGAAAAAUAUGCCAAAGUGGAAAAGUCUAUCAAAUCUGAUGACUCACAACCAACUGUCUGGCCAGCACACGAAAUGAAGGAUGAUUAUGUGUUUGAAUGUGAAGUUGGUAAUCAGCUUCAAAAAACAAAACUGACCAUUUUUCAGUCUCUUGGCAAUCCCUUGUACUAUGGUAAAAUCCAGACACUCAAAGGUGAUGAGGAAAAUGACAACCUAUUAACUCCAUCACAGUUCCUUAUUGGUUCGAAGACUGAUGCUGAAAGGGUGGUAAACCAGUACCAGGAGUUAGUGCAAAAUGAAGCUAAAUGUACUGUGAAGAUGUUUCAUAAUUCGAGUGGAUCAGUCAGUCAUCUUUCUCCAGGGAAGGAAAUGGAACAGCCAGAAAGUGUAUCAGGCUCUGUUCAGUCUUCAGUACUGGGGAAAGGUGUGAAACACCGACCUCCUCCUAUCAAAUUACCUUCAAGUUCAGGAAGUAGCUCUUCAGGUAGUAUUUUUAGUUCACAACAGUCAAGUGGCCAUCUAAAAUCCCCAACUCCACCUCCUCCUUCUAAGCCUCCUGGUCUUUCUCGGAAGCAAUCUAUGGAUCUUAAUCAAGUUAGCAUGCUCUCUCCAGCUGCCAUGUCUCCUGCGAGCUCUUCACAAAGGUCUGGAACUCCUAAAUCAUCUACUCCUACUCCAACCAACACCCCUUCAUCGACCCCACACCCUCCUGAUGCUCAGAGCUCAACUCCUAUUACCCUUCCUGCCACCCCUACUCCCCAAGAUUCAGGCUUCACCCCUCAGCCCACUUUGUUAACCCCAUUUGCUCAGCAGCAAAUGUCUCUGAGCCAGGCACUGCCUGUAAUGACCAUUCCUCUUUCCACCAUGGUAACAUCCAUUACUACAGGAACAACCUCCACCCAGGUCAUGGCAAACCCUGCAGGACUUAACUUCAUCAAUGUAGUGGGCUCUGUAUGUGGAGCACAGUCACUGAUGAGUUCAAACCCCAUGUUGGGGUGCAACACUGGUGCCAUAGCCCCUGCAGGUAUAAAUCUGAGUGGCAUUUUACCCCCAGGAGGUCUGGUACCAAGUGCGCUGCCCGCUGCAAUGCAAUCUGCCUCUCAAGCAGGCAGCCCAUUUGGUUUGAAAAAUACAUCAAAUCUUCGGCCCUUAAAUCUUCUACAGCUUCCAGGUGGUUCACUUAUUUUUAAACCACUCCAGCAGCAGCUAUCAAAGUUUUCUCCACAGCAACAGUCUCAGCAGCCUACAGCCUGUAGUCCUCAGCAACAGGGAGAGCAGGUGUGUGCUAACAGCCCUCAGUCUGGAGUGUGAGGAUGAAACAGUUUCUCCUAUUCUCCCCAUCUCCACAACUAAAUGAGCCAUUACCUAAUAGAUCUGGAGCAGAUGGGGAGGAAAGACUUCCUCCUAAACUUUCUCAAACAGCAAAGACUGCAGUGGCUCUUUUGCUAUGACUGGAGCUUCUUUAUAUCCUGUAUAGAGAAGCUGUAACAAAACAACCGGCCGAGCAUUGUCUAACUAUCAUGAAGAGAGCCAGCCCCACUGUAUGAAUGGUGUAAAAUCAGCUUAGUGCUAUGUUUAUCAUAACUAACAGAGAUAUAACGUGAGCAGAGAAAAUAUGCAGUAGAGAUUAUUGCAGAGUAACCAAAACUCAUUACUGACACUCCCGUGAGUUGGCUUAUAAGCCUCAAUGCUGUAGUUCAACAGAAUUUUCUUUGCACCAAAGGAAUUAUUAGUUGUCUUUAAAGCUUAAGACAUUUGCUCUACUGCUGCCUGUAAUUAGUGUUAAAGGCUUUAAUUACUGAGGAAAUCUAAAGUCUUGAUAGAGACCGAUCCAUCCUCAGAAUGACAAAUUUUUACUGGUCAGUUGCACCUUAAAAAUCCUAAGGUGCAGGUACCAGGUUAGUACUUAAAAAUCCUAACCAACGUUGAUGUAACAGUUUGAGAAAACUCUGUUUUUGUGUUCAUCUUCCCAGACACACAAGCCUUCUGCUUACCAAAUACUCUACUGGAUAAUCAAGUUUGUCAUAAUUUCACUUGUGAUACUGUAGACUGUUCAUAAAUAAGAUACCUAUUUCGAAUUUUUUAUGGUAUAUAGCCUCCUGUGCCACAGGCCUUGUUCUGGGACAGUUUAAUGCGGAACUUUACAAUUUGUUCACAGCAUCCAAAUCUCUGAAUGUCAGUUAGUAGUUUAAGUACUAAAAAAAAUCAUGUACCUUGUACUGUUGGGCUUUAUUUUCUAGAUACUGAACAUCAAGGGCAUUUACAAUAAGGCUGAUGUAAGCACUGUCCUUGUGGCGGGAAGUACUUCUGGAGAAAAAUCAAUCUCUGCAUUGGCUAAAUUGCCCUAAGGAACUUCUCUCAUACCUUGAAUUAUAGAGGAAGGGGUCAUUGGCUAAAAUGAGCUAUUAUGGACACUUAGCUUUCAUAAGGACAGGCAUGUAUAUGCUCACAAUGCUUAGUGAAAAAACUUAGACCCAAAACAACAACAAUUUUCUGUGCUGCCAAUAUAAUACAAAUUUGCAUUCUCUGUCACACUUAGGAAUUCUCCCCACAUAGUGGGGAGUCAUCACGGAGGUGAUGAUGCCUCACCAUGCAAUCUUUUGGUUUGGUUUUCCUAGAUCUUAGUGGCUUUAUAAUGUGAUACUAAAGAAGCAUUGCAACUCCUGGACUGCACCAGCUUUCUUCUGAUAAGCCAUGCAGUUUUCUCAAAUUGUGCAUAUAAUGCUUUCCUUCCCUGUGUUAUAAAUCAAUCCAUAAUUUAAGUUCUAGAAGAGGUCAUAAUUCAGUACCCUUUGACUUCAGGAGACACUAGGUCAGACUCCACUAAUUCCUUAAAGCGAUUACUGUGAAAACUACUCUGUUCUGAAAAUAUAAUUUUAAAAGUCAGGUCUAUAUUUUUAUAAAAUGAAAGAGUGUGUGGCACAAUAUGAACAUGGGAAUGUAAGUGUCAGGCUUUGUACAUUUUCAUUGAUUAGGACCUUUGCACAUGGGUAUCUCAGGGUCCUCUGGAGACUUCGGGGCUGAAGUGGGACAGGAAAUUGUCAUAAGAUUACAACUGCAAAGUGCAGUCUCUGACAACUACGUGGGACUUCUGCUGGGUAACAGGAGCAAUACCAUUUCUGCCAAAACAAAGUUGUUCUGGGGUAUUCAAUAUCUGCUUGUUCUGCUGUUAGUGACUACACUAUAGCCUGUAUGUACACGCACUGGAUGACAUAGCCAUUAAAUGUUUUUAAAUGGCACUUCAGAAGUUUGACUUCACACUGGCUUUAUUUGCUUUUUCAUUGAUACAAAAGUUUGGUAAUAAGGAUCAAGCUUUUCAUUUUUGCUAGGGGUCUGACCAAGGUCCAUCCAAUCAAGAUCAGGCAUUAUCUGCCCAACAAGCUGCUGUAAUUAACCUGACUGGAGUAGGGAAUUUUAUGCAAC